Calypte anna (Anna's hummingbird) is the source of this 1529-nucleotide messenger RNA. It is a transcript of the gene MRPL3, whose product is annotated as mitochondrial ribosomal protein L3. Gene Ontology annotation, cellular component: ribosome; mitochondrial large ribosomal subunit. The transcript is spliced from 10 exons. Lineage: Eukaryota; Metazoa; Chordata; Aves; Apodiformes; Trochilidae. Gene Ontology annotation, molecular function: structural constituent of ribosome. Gene Ontology annotation, biological process: translation. Bases 47 to 1087 code for a protein of 346 amino acids. The record is from RefSeq and is a predicted model, not a curated record.
CCAGGUGGUGCCGGAAGCCGGCGGCCGCUCCGACAAGGGUCCGGGCAUGGCGGGCUGGGGCCUGCUGGGCCGGCUGGGGGGGCGGCUGUGGACGGCAGCGCCGGGUAGGACCCUCUGGGCUGCGGGGGCUUCUGCCCACAGGGGGCAGCUGGGCUUUGUAGUCAGGCACGUUAAGAGUACAGUGUAUUGGGAUGAACAUCUUUCUGAAGAGAAUGUGGAGUUCCUCAAGAAGGUAACUGCAGAGGAAUACAAAGCUCAGACAGCCAGCAAGCUCUGCCCUCUGAAAGAUGAGCCGUGGCCACUGAAUGAGUGGAAACCAGAUUCCAUCAGAGUUGGUGUUGUUGCAGUAAAACUGGGAAUGAUGCCAAUAUGGACCAAGUCAGGAAAAAAACAUGCUGUCACACUACUUAAGGUGCAAGAUUGUCAUGUUUUAAAAUACAUUUCAAAGGAGGAGUCGGGCGGAAAAACAUCUCAGCUACUUGUUGGAGGCAAAAAUGGAUCUCCUUUUUAUAAAUCAGAGGCUCUAAUGGAAAUUUUUAGAGAAGCUGGAGUACCUCGGAAGCAGAAAGUUUCAACAUUUAAUGUAACAGAUGAUGCAUUAAUUAAACCAGGUACUCCUUUGUAUGCUGCUCACUUCCGCCCAGGGCAGUUCGUGGACGUUACUGCAAAAACAAUUGGUAAAGGAUUUCAAGGUGUUAUGAAAAGGUGGGGAUUUAAAGGUCAGCCUGCAAGCCAUGGCCAGACAAAAACUCACAGACGUCCCGGAGCAAUAUCUACCAAUAAAGCCUCCAAAGUUUAUCGUGGAAAGAAAAUGCCUGGUAAAAUGGGUAACAUCUACAGGACAUCCUAUGGAUUAAAGGUGUGGAGGAUUAACACAAAACAUGACAUAAUUUAUGUAAAUGGAUCUGUACCUGGCCACACAAAUUGUCUGGUUAAGGUCAGAGAUAGCCACUUGGCUUCUUACAAGGACUGCAAUAAAAACCCUCCAUUCCCUACAUAUUUUGCUGAUGGAGAUGAAAAACUACCAGAAGACCUGUAUGAUGAGGAGAUGUUCCAGUUCACAGAUCCAUCUGUCACAUAUGCAUAAUGUACUUCACAAUUUUGAAAGCACACACUUUUGUUAUUUUCAUGAACUUUGUAAUGAUAUAUAUAAGUAAACCUAUGAAUUGCAGUCUGGCCAGCUGACUGGGACAGUUCAGAUGUUGCCAUUUCAGUCAGGUAAUAAGAUUUACCACUGUUGAUUUCAAACCUGUAUUUAAAGCAACAGGGUGAGUCUAAGAGGCAGUUCCAUAAAGCGCACCAAACCAUUUAUUUUCAGUAAUCUUAUGCCUUGUGUUUAUGUAUUUUGGAAAAAAAAAUGUUGUUUUGAACAUGGAUGCAUUUAAUUUUUUUGAAUGCUACCCAAACUCUUUCACUUUUAUGGAAAGUAUUCUGGCCAUCUCUGAUCAGUCAAAAAACCCUCCAGAUCUUCUUUGACAUCUGUGAAGAAUAAUACAAAAUAAACCAGGAAAAUGUAUUGAUGAAUAGCA